Molecule: messenger RNA, 2177 nt
Organism: Punctularia strigosozonata HHB-11173 SS5
Lineage: Eukaryota; Fungi; Basidiomycota; Agaricomycetes; Corticiales; Punctulariaceae
Product: P-loop containing nucleoside triphosphate hydrolase protein
Exons: 4
Coding region: 1-987 (328 amino acids)
Biological process (GO): iron-sulfur cluster assembly
Cellular component (GO): cytosol
Molecular function (GO): ATP binding; ATP-dependent FeS chaperone activity; 4 iron, 4 sulfur cluster binding
Source: RefSeq, a predicted model, not a curated record
AUGAUUGCCGUUCAGGCAGCUGGUUCUGUACCAAACCCCAUAGGGGCUCCUUCGAACGCCCCCGAGCAUUGCCCUGGUGUUGAGUCAGACCUCGCCGGAAAGGCCGAUGCAUGUGCGGGAUGCGCGAACCAAGAGAUAUGCGCGUCGAACACCCCAAAGGGUCCCGAUCCGGCGUUGCCAUUGAUCCGGGAGAGGAUGGCGGGAGUAAAGCGCAAGAUCCUAAUCUUGUCAGGGAAAGGCGGUGUGGGCAAGUCCACGUUCACCGCGCAGCUCGGAUGGGCGUUCGCCGCAGAUGAAAACACGCAAGCCGGCAUCAUGGACGUCGAUAUUUGUGGCCCCUCCAUUCCGACGCUGUUCGGUAUUGCCUCCGAACAAGUUCACUCCUCCGCCGCCGGUUGGUCACCUAUCUAUGUCCAGGAUAACCUUUGCGCCAUCUCCGUCGGCAACCUUCUCCCUUCAUCCUCCUCCGCCGUCAUGUGGCGCGGCCCGAAGAAGAACGGAUUGAUAUCACAGUUCUUGAAGGACGUUGAUUGGGGCGAUCUCGAUUACCUCCUCGUCGACACGCCUCCCGGCACAUCGGAUGAGCACCUGAGCGUCGUGCAGUUUCUGAAGGAGUCGGGUAUCGACGGCGCGGUCGUGAUCACGACGCCGCAGGAGGUAGCUAUUCAGGACGUGAGGAGAGAAAUCGAUUUUUGCCGGAAGGUUGGAGUUAGGGUGUUGGGGAUCGUUGAGAACAUGGCGGGGUUUGUAUGCCCGUCGUGUAAGGGCGAAUCUCAGAUCUUCAAGCCAUCGACCGGUGGCGCGAAAAAGCUCGCGGAGGAGACUGGUUUGGAAUUGUUGGGGAGUGUCCCUCUUGAUCCGAGGAUCGGCAAGAGUGCGGACUAUGGCGUCAGCUUUCUGGACGAAUAUCCCGAGAGCCCCGCGUCCGUGGCGUAUCUCAACAUCAUCAGCCGUAUCAAACAAAUACUGGGCGAUGACGAGGCUUAAGCCUUAUCAUCUGCAUCACUCAUCCGUUAUCUGGAGCAAUCUUUCAAUGUAUCGCUAUUGACUUCGCCUUGUAUUAGAAUUGUACUAUCAUACGGAAUGGAAACGUGAAGAUCGUAUAUCAUCACUUAUAGCGAUAAUACAAAUCCGCAUGCGAUCCCGGUGUUUAACCUUGACGAGCUCUUAAAAUGUUAUUUUUGAGGCCAGAACAUCAUUGCAUUCAGAUGGAUAUAAACAGAAGAUCACAAACCCUCAAAGAACGACAGAUCCUGCGCCGAUAAACCUCCUCCACCUUUAUCAGAGGUCGCAGGGGUCCCGUUCGCUUUCGCAGGAAGCACGAGCGACGGAGCGCCCAAAGACGGCCCGGACGGCGACGUAAACAAUCCAAAGGCGGCGGUCCCCGGACCCGAAGGUGGAGAAGCAGCCAUGCUCAGCGCGGCGCUCCCUAACGGCGGCGACUUGAACCCCGGCGGUGGGCCCAACGCCGGAAAACCGGCAGCCAUGGGCGGUGACGUCGCUCGAGGUGUUUUGCCGGCAUCGACGCCAUCUGAUCCGUUCGCGGUCCCGUCCCCGAGCAGAUCGCCCUCGUCUUGUUGGGCUUGGGCCGCAGCCGGAUUGAAUCCUGGCGGUGGCGCGAGCACGCCCGGGAGCGGCGAUGGUGGCGCCGGCCACCGCUGCCCGGUCUUUGCGCGCGAAUCUUGUAGAAGGUUGAGCAUCGGGACGUGAUCCGCUUUGCGUGCGAGCGCCGGGGUAACCAUCUUCGGGAUGGGCUGAACCUGCUGGUGCUGGCGCUGGUGCUGCUCCGGAGCGGAAGGCAGUGGAGCGGUAGGAUCCGCCCACGCGUCUUCAAAGAAGUCGACCGUUCCGCCUACUCCCGCGGGCAUUGAUUGGGACCCGCUCAUACCACCGGGCCCCGAGCCGGUCCCGAGGCCGUUCAAUCCGCUCGCCGCGCUCUGCGAGAGCGCGAGAAGCGAUCCGGAUGCGCCCGGAGGCGGCGGGAGCGCGGGGGCCGUGGGGCUUGUGGGGGUCGCGGGGGUGUCGGGCAGGCGUGGCCAGCGCCCCGCGUGGGCGGCAGCGGUCUCGACGAGGCUUGCCGCGCGCGCGUGGUUGACGGCGCGCGACGGGCGACGGGCGUGCGGCGAGAGCGCGGGCGGCGCGCGGCCAUGCGGCGAGUUGGAUAUAGGGCGCAAGGG